AAAGGAUCCACUCUUCCACGAGGCCCCUAUCGCACAGAGCUCCCACCUUAAUACCACCACCAUUCACCAUCGUCACUUUCAUCUCAGACGUCGCGAUCUAGCUUUCGUUGACUUUGACUUUCUUUUUCUAAUAUAUUCUGGACACUUGAUUAUCUAUACACUUGUUUGCAUACGCACCGACUCGACGCGCAGGCUUCCAGGGUCUGGCUUCAGCGCUCUUUUGGGAAACAAAUUUCAAGGCGAAAUUGGGGGACCGCACGUCCACGUAUCGGCUUAAAGAAGUGUGUAAGGAGGCGUGAGGAGAACGAUGGACGCGUCUUCUCGUAGAGUUGGUCGUGGUGGCAGCGCCAUGCCUCGUAUUUAUCCGGGAUACGGCGAUGAGAGUUCGUCGAUUGCGCCGUCGUCUGCCUACCCGACAACAAUAACCACUGGAACUUCACUUCCGCCAUCUCAGCCCCCGAGCGCCGUAGGAAUCACGAAGAAAUCCCAAGCCAUGCCUGUAGCACCACCCCCCUCAUCCGAGUCAAUCUCUUCAUCAAGAACACCAUUCAUCUCUGCUCCGACUCAAUCCCGAGCACCUACGUCCGAUGUUAGUGCCUCAUCGUUCUCAUCGGGACCCGUACCCGCAUCGAGCAUCCCUACCGCCUAUACAGCACCACAAUAUCCAACGCUUAGAUCACCUACCACAUCCGCAUCCUCAUCCUCUUCUGCCCCCAUCGCCGCUCCUCAACCGAUUUUCGCUCCAGUCCCAGUCCCAGCUCUUGCCGCUUCCCCACCUCCAGCUCUUGCCGCUUCCCCACCUCCAGCCCUUGCCGCUGCUCCACUUCCUGCCGUCAUCAGAGUCCCACCCUCCAUCCUUGUCAACUCAAAUUCCCACACCAUGCCAAACCCAAGCCCGUAUUCGCAAAUCGUUCCACGCUCGUCGGCCGGACGUCGAAGAGAACCACCCGGAAGGAGUGGGAUUCCUGCCCCUGCGAGUAGUGUUCCCACCACCGAGGCUCAUGGCACGAGAACUACAGCACGACGCGAACGAGAGCGUGGUGAGGGACAACCAUCCUCCCCCGUUCUUACUCGUUCGCGUCGAGCCGGUGACGCCUCCAAUCCUACCGUUACCUCCACUACCACCACCGCUACUCGAUCUCGCCGCACAGGCACGGUCGCCCCCACUUCUCCACGUACACCCGGACCUGCUGGAUAUCGCACCAUCGCGCCCUCCUCGACCAAUACUCGCACGCGCACGCGCACUCGUACAGGCACGACCGCCGUUACGACCUCCUCCGCUCGAAGACGCAAACUGAGGAAGGAAGCGCUCGAUCGGAGGUUGUUACAGACGACGAUCGCGCUUGUGUUCGUUGCGAUCGUGGUCGUGAUGAUGUUCGAUAGGUCUGCGUUUAGGGGGUGGUUAUGGGGUGAAGAGGACACGUUGGGUGGAAUUGACGGCGGCGGUGGUCGAAGUAAGGGUGGGAUAUUUGGUCGACGUGCGGAGCCGAGGGUGGAUGUGGAUGAUGAUUUGUUUGCGUGGCCGGGCCCGGGCUCUGUCAGUCAGAGUGCGAGGAGUCAUGCCGAUACGACUGGUAGACAGGGUAGAGAGACUACGACCCAGACAAGGGUUGAACAUGACGAUGAAGACGACGACGAGCGGCCUUUGUCGAUGCCACGGACGCCUGCUCCUGUCGCCCCACCGCCAUCGCAUCCACCUCCGCCACAUGAGUCGGCAGAGGAGCUUUCAACUGCAGUCGGUCCACGUGUUCCGAACUCGUCGAGUGUGUCGUUCUUCGAUCCGCAGAGGGUAUGGGAAUAUAUGCAGUCGUCUUCACCACCACCUUCUUCGCCACCACCUCCACCUUUCUACGACUCCAAUUCCGGAUUCGAAGAGCAGGCAUCGUCACGAGCAAUGCGUGUUCCACGUGUUAGGGAGAUUAUGGGUCCGAACAGAGUUGACGACGGAGGGGCAAGGAGGGUGGAGAGGUUGCAUGGGGGGAAGAGGGAGUUGAGAGAGAUGUAUGGACUUGGUUAUGAUGCAGGAGCUCCCUAUGGGAAUGAAUAUGGCGAAGCGCAGGGGGUAGGUUUGUGGCAGAGGAUUGGGGGCGGGCAGUGAGGAGGAUAAUGUUGUUAUGUGUGAAGUCUGUGAGUGACUUGGGAGUUGAGUCUUAUUUAUGCGCGCUUUGUAAUACAACUGUACAUAAGUUAGAUGAUCGUGUUCCUAUUGAAUCUGGAGAGACUGAGUGCAGCAGGUAGUGGUUUAUGGAUAGGCGGUUGUCUUCUUGGUUGUUCCUUCAGCGGAGUUUCCGUUUUUACGUAGUAUAUGUUUUAUUUUAUGUUGUGCUGCUCGCGACAAUCCGAUGCUGGUUG
Molecule: messenger RNA, 2352 nt
Organism: Stereum hirsutum FP-91666 SS1
Lineage: Eukaryota; Fungi; Basidiomycota; Agaricomycetes; Russulales; Stereaceae
Exons: 2
Coding region: 308-2098 (596 amino acids)
Source: RefSeq, a predicted model, not a curated record